This is a messenger RNA of Apiotrichum porosum, 2172 nucleotides long. RefSeq lists its product as uncharacterized. The record is from RefSeq and is a predicted model, not a curated record. Gene Ontology annotation, molecular function: protein binding; RNA binding. Gene Ontology annotation, biological process: mRNA cis splicing, via spliceosome. Lineage: Eukaryota; Fungi; Basidiomycota; Tremellomycetes; Trichosporonales; Trichosporonaceae. The coding region runs from base 1 to 2172 and encodes 723 amino acids. The transcript is spliced from 6 exons. Gene Ontology annotation, cellular component: U2-type prespliceosome; U1 snRNP.
AUGUCGGCUUCACCCGCCCCCGAGGGCCAGCAGCAAUGGAAGGAGUACAAGAACGCCGAAGGAAGAGUGUAUUGGUCCCAUGUGGUCACGAAGCAGUCGGUGUGGGAGAAGCCCGAGGAUCUCAAGUCGCCCUUUGAGCGCGCGAUGGCCAAGACGGCUUGGAAGAAGUACAACUCGAAGGGCAGAGAGUACUAUGUCAACUCGUCGACCAAGGAGACUCUUUGGGACCUCCCUACGGAGCUUGUGCAGUUGAAGGAGCAGGUCGAGGCUGAAGCGGUCAAGCGGCGCGAGCGCGAGCACAGGAAGGUGACGGGCCAGGGAACCCCUACCCCGCCUCCCGACUCGCGUUCGCCAUCUCCGGGAUCCCAAUCCCCUGCUGGUGCAGGCGCGCUCACGCGUUACCGCGACUCGCGCAGCGCUACCCCGCCGGUCGAGGUCGAGACGGUCGUGAUUCCUCCUGGUGGCUUUACGACACACGAGAAGGCUGAGGCGGCGUUCAUCCACCUGCUGAAGCGCGAGGGUAUCGAUGAAAAGUGGACCUGGGACCAGACGAUGCGCCGCAUUGUCCAGGAUCCGUUGUUCAAGGCUCUGGACACUCUGGCGCAAAAGAAGGCGGCGUUUGAGAAAUGGCUCCAGCAGCUCACGGCUGAGAAGCAGGCCAAGCACGCUGCGCGUAUUGCCGAGCUGCGCCCGCACCUCACGCGCCUGUUUGCCAACUCGGGCAUCAUCGAGAGCUACUCGACGCUUAAGACGGCCAACCAAGCGUUCACGCAGGACAAGUACUGGCGUCGCGCCGAGCCCGAGGUCCGCCGCGAGCUCCUCGAGGCCUACACCACCGAGCUGCGUAACCGCGAGGAACAGCAGCGCCGUCAGAAGAAGGAGGCCAACAUCUCCGCCUUGACCAAGCUUAUCAAGGGCAUGGACAUUACGGUCACGACUCGCUGGAAGACUGCGCAUGAUACCAUCCUUCACUCUGAAGCGUUCCGCAAGGAUCCCUCGCUGCAGAGCAUGGAGACGAUCGACAUUCUCAACGUCUACGACAACUACUCGCGCCAGCUGGAGAAGGAACACGACGACGAAUCUCGCCGCCUGCAUACCGAGUACAAGCGCCGCGCUCGCAAGGCCCGUGACGGGUUCAAGGACCUGUUGCGCGAACUCAAGACCCAGGGCGAGCUCCACCGCACUUCCAAGUGGAAGGACACCCUGCCCAAGUUCCGCACCGACGAGCGAUACACUGCCCUCCUUGGUCUUCCGGGAAGCAGCCCGCUCGACCUGUGGAUGGACGAGGUGGACGGCCUGCAGAUCGAGGCCGAGGAGGUCACCCGCAAGGUCGAGAACGCGCUCAGGGAUGCCGGCAAGGAGCCCCCCAAGCUUGACACGACGCUGGACGAGUUUGAGGCCCUCUGUACUGAAGCCAACAUCCGUGAAUCGCCCGAGCACUGCAAGACUGCCUACGAAGUGAUCCACGGCCGCCUCGCCCGCGCCGCUGCCGAGGAACAGCGCCGCGCAGAGCGUAAGCGCCGGCACAGGAUGGAGGAUCUGCGCGACGCCCUCAAGAAGGUCCGCACCAUCGAGCCCGAGACGACCUAUGAAGAUGCCCUGCCCAAGAUGCAGGACUUGCCCGAGUUCAAGGACAUUGUCGACGAGGAGGACCGCCGCGCUGCGUUUGACAAGCACAUCCGCCGCCUGAAGGACAAGAGCCGCGAGGCAGAGAGCUCCCGCCACCGCAUGGACGUGGAUGACCACGACCACCGUCGUCGCUCCGACCGCGAUCGCGAGCGCGACAGGGACAGGGACAGGGACUACCGUCGUGGCGAGUACCGUGACUCUGACCGGGAUCGCUCCGACAGGGACCGCGACUACCGCCGUGGAGGCGAGUAUCGCUCCUCGCACCGCGACGGCAGGGACCGGGACCGCGAGAGGGAGCGCGACAGAGAGAGGGAGAGGGAGAGGGACAGAGAGCGUGAUAAGGAUCUCGCGAGGGAGAAGGAGAGGGACCGUGAGAGGGAGCGCGAGAGGGACAAGGAACGCGACCGCAGGCCGCGGGAACGUGGCGAUAACCGCGAGCGCGAGCCUGAGGAUCCCCGGGACCCCAAGCGCCGGCGCCUGUCCGAAUCCCGCUCCGCGACCGCGACGACCAAGGAGGACGAUCGCGAGGAGGGCGAGAUUUAG